CUUAAGCGAGGCCCCGCCUUGUCCAAGUUUGCAGCUGCAAUGGAAGGCGUAUCCAAUUAAAAUCACAGCCCACGGCAACAUAUGACGUCACCCGUGCUACUGUCCAAUGGCAAGCGUGUUACGUCGAGCAGAAACUUGGCCAGCCGGAUGUUCAAGAAGUGCCGAGUUCCUUGCUGGGUGCGACGACACUGUAAGCUCUGGGAAUUUGUGUGUGAACCAUCGUAGUGGUGGAAAAAGUUCGUGACCCUUGCUGUGUGUGAGUGCUAUCGUCAUUCUGUUGGAUACUCCGAACGCUUUCACGACAUAUCGCUGGAUUUCAACGUGCGACAGGAUUUGUGGCGACACGCCUCCUUGGGUCCCCUUGCUUCAGCAUGCCUCAGAUGCUGGUGGAGUAGACAGUCACCUUUGUGAUUUGGAAGGCGGGAAGCUGAGCAUGGAGGUCUUGUGCAGCACGAACUACAUAGCGUGAGGUCUCCUCAGGACAGCUCGGCGUUGAACGAGACAGCGACAACACCUCAGGGCGACAUGGUGUCGACGCAGACAGUGAUGCCACCUCCCGCUCCUCCUCCUCCCGUCAGCACGUCGAUGAGCAUCCAACAGCCGGUAAACAAUUCACCAUCCCCCGUGGGAGUGAUAGCAGGGGCAGCAAACUCGGUGGCUGCAGUCUCCCAGGUGCACAGCCAUGUGACCACCUCUGUGCAGCAGCCUUUGUCCCAGUCCCCCAUCAGCAUGGCCCAGACCUCCAUCAACGUCCACCAGGGACCCAUCAGCGUGCCCCACUCCCAGAUCAGCAUGCCCCAACAUUCAUCCACGUGCACAGUCAUCCCUCAGCAGACGAUCCAGAGCAUGGCCCAGUCCCAGCUGCAACCCGUAAAUAACGGAUACAAAAACUGGAACACAAUGGACAAGGAUUUUGCUGCUGACCAGGAAACACCGUCCUGCUUCCAGGUACAAGUGAUUCAGCAACCGCUCCACAACCAUGCCUACCUUCCCCAGCUGUACUCCGCGGCUCAACAGCAGAUGCUCCUUCCCGGGAACCUGACCCUCGGCCACCACGGGAUGAGCGCCCUGCAGGGCAUCAACCUGCAGCUGCAGGGGAAGCCCCACGGGUCACCAGUGGAUCCCACCAAGGCGGGACAGCCAGGACAGCACGCAACGGCGACUGCCACCAUAAUCCCGGCCGUGUCCAUAGCCGGCAUGGCACAGACUGGGGCUAAGGGUGUCCAGGGUGUAACGAUCAGCAGUGCCCCUACGCUGGUGUCAUCCAACGGGCAGCUGGUAGCGGGAGGGAAGCCUUGCCUUCCGGGGGGUCAGAUGCUGGCAAAAGGAGCGACGGCCAUGAUGGGGCCAGCCGGUUAUGUUCCUUCUACCAGCACGGCAGCCCAGCACCAGCACAAUCCCCAGCACCAGCAGACGCUGGUCAUCAACCACCUGGGGUUGCUCUCCAGCCAUCAGGGCCUGCUUCCAGCACAACCCACACAGGGUGCCAAGGCCAUGGAACAGCAGAAGGGCAAACCCUAUUGUGAUGUCCUUUCGUUUCCUGGCCAGAUGGUUAAGCAUGCGCCUAUGAUGUCCCAGAAGGUCCCCACUUCCUAUUCUCAGGUCAUGAGCCAGCAGACACCUCUGCAGCCCAAGUCCCCGCUGCUGACGACUCAGGCAACAGCUGGCGGACCAACACAGGUGCAGCAGGGGGCAGGAGUAACCACGGCGCAGGUGCUCAACCCAAACCAGUUCAAACAACUCCAGCAGGGUUCACAGCACCAGCUGAUAUCCAGUCAGCCGCCGGCGACUGUCAUCAGCCAGGCUCAGUUGCUGGGCUCCCUGCAGGCCCUGAAUGCAACAUUUCCGCACGGAAUCACCUGGGCCAAUCCCGGUCAGCUGCAGUCUCCCACGGCCGCUCUGCUAACAGCUCAGAACCCCAUCUACAUCCGCAGCCAGCAGCCUGACAUGUUCCUGCAACAAGGUGGCGCCACGCUGCACGCUGUGCCCGUGGCGGCUCCCGUCGCCCCACCUCAGCAGCAGCAGCAGCCGCAGCAGGUGGCUCCACAACCUCAACCUCAGCAGGCUCCUCCCAUACAGCCUCAACCCCAGCCUCAGCAGCAGCAAGCUAUUCAGCCGCAGCAACAUCCGCAUCAGCAACAUCCGCAGCAACAGCAACAACAGCACAAGCCGAAACAGGUUCGACCCGCCAGCUCUGUGGCGACACAGACGGCGACCUCCACGGCAGUCACCGUCAACUCUCAUGUCGUUCCAUCACGACCUCAGGCUAAGCCACGUGCCAGAACCCAGACGAACCGGACCUCUCCCGGACCCGGUCACCAACAAGCCAUCAUCCACACCCAGACCGCCAACACCCAGACCCAGACAUUCCCAGCUCAGCAAAUGCAAGCCCAGCAGCAGCAGCACCAUCAUCAUCAGCAUCAGCAGAAUGUUCAGCACCAAUUCCAGCAUCAAAUGCAGCCUCAGCACCAGCACCAGCAGCAGGUACACCACCACCAUCCGCAGACAAUGCCCAAGGCUGACGCGGCCAAUCAGACAGCAGUGGCUCCUCAGCAGGCUGCACAGCAGCAGCAGCAGCAACAACAACAACAACAACAACAACAACAGGGCCUUCAGCAUCCUCAUCACCACCACCACCACCAUCACCAGCACCCACCAAUACAGCCACGGAUCUUACCCGAGAUGAAGAGCACGGCGACGCAGAGCAUGAAGACGAACGUUCCGAUUGAACCGAAACCGGCGCCGCAGCAGAGCCCACAUGUGACGACGAGUCACGUGGGCGUCAAUCACGGGCCCGGCAAUCACGCGCCCACGAGUCACGUACCAACCAGUCACGUGGUGAGCAGUCACGUGACCUCGAGCCACACCACGGCGAACCACGCAGUCGUAGCACCUCAGCAGAAGACGUGCGCAAACGUGCCAUCGCCUCCAAUCGCGGCACCUCCUCCGACGCAGGUGAAGACGUCGUCAGCCGAGGACAAAGUUGAGACGUUACGCCAUGCGCAGGUCUCGGCACCACCUGAGGCGGCCAUGCCGUACGACAAGCAAGGAGGACAGCAGGCAGAGAAGAUGGAUGCCAUAAGCAACGGAGGCGCAGUCACACCCCAGAUGACCAUGCUCACCGCGUCCGAGCCGGUCAACCAGUCACCGCAGAAGGCUGUUGUCAAGCCCAACGUCCUGACGCACGUCAUCGAGGGAUACAUCAUUCAGGAGGGACCUGAGCCAUUCCCCGUGAGUCGAUCCUCGCUGAUCGCCGAGUCCGAAUCUCCGAAACCAUCCGCCGAAAUCAACGGAAAAGUUAACGACGUAGAUGGCCUUCAACAAGUUGCUCAAGUUCCCGCCGAGGCAAAGACGGGAGAUCACGUUGAAUUGGGCACGUGCGAAAUGUGUGGCAAACUGGGCACAAAGGCCAAGUUCAAAAAGUCUAAGCGCUUCUGCUCAUCUUCUUGCGUCAAGCGCUAUAACCUUGCAUGCUCUGAGCGGCUGGGCAUUUUCACCUUUUCUCUCGAGCCCGAUGACGAUGACUUUCCAGGGAAAGUGACGAAGAAGAAGAAAGUUGGAAGGAAAAGUUGGAGGAAACUGCAAGGUGGCCGAACUCCAUCGUACAGUACAGACGAAUGGACGAAGCCACCAGGCCUGGAUGGCAUUACUCCGACAGAAACUGAGGCAAACGGCGGUAAAGGGGACGUUGAAAUGGAGACAGCGGCCGGCGACACCUGUGAGCCGACCUCUGUACCGGAAGGUGCGGUGUCCCCUGCCAUCCCAUCUCGUGACGAGAUGGAGGUGGAUGCUCCAGAACCAACUCCAGCUCUGCCAAGCAAGAGCCCACGAACAUGGACGGUCCAAGAAGUUGCAGACUACAUCCAGGAGCUGCCGGGUUGCACAGACUACGCGGAGGAGUUCCGAUCGCAGGAAAUCGACGGCCAGGCCCUACUUUUGCUCAAAGAAGACCACCUCAUGUCCGCCAUGAACAUCAAGCUCGGCCCAGCGCUCAAGAUCUGCGCCAAGAUCAACGCCCUCCGCGAGGAGCAGUAGUAGUGCGUCCCGGUGCGCGGUCAUCACCGAAUGUGUUCUGUGUUGAUGAAACCAUUGUGUCGUCACGAGCCAAUCCAAGCCCAGCACUGUUCCACAGGAGACCUUUCCUACACCUCGCGUUGGCGAACAGAAAAGUGUGACUUCGAGUGCACGAUUUAAUUUAUUUUGCGGUGACUUCGGUAGCGUAUGCGCGGCGGAGGAACAUUGUGGGUGCGUUGUUUUUUUGUGUGUGUUUGGAUGCGUGCCCUUGAAGGUCGCGUUGUAGACCAUGUAAAAAAAAAAGAUUCCGACGGAGAGCAGCUUCUUGAGGUUAACUGUUGUAACGCCUUUGCACGUUUUCUUGGAACUAUGUACAUAGACUCUUUUCUUUGGAACCUGGUUAGAGGUUUUAUGACGUGAUCGUUUUUCGUUUCGGUCCCAGACUUGUAAAUUAAAUUAAGAUUUACUCUGUGCAGGAUGUACAUGAAGCCUUAUUUCUUUUUUUAUUACGCUGCAGCCAUAGCUCUGACCUAAGUUUAGAAAAAUCGGAUACCCCGUAUUUAUUGUCACAGUGGCAAAGAGAUGUUAUGUAAUUAUGUACUAAAUAUGCUUUUGAAGAUGUUAAUAAAACGUCCUCCUCUUUAUAAUAUUGUA
Ornithodoros turicata is the source of this 4668-nucleotide messenger RNA. Its product is annotated as polyhomeotic-like protein 3. Lineage: Eukaryota; Metazoa; Arthropoda; Arachnida; Ixodida; Argasidae. Gene Ontology annotation, molecular function: zinc ion binding; chromatin binding; histone binding. Gene Ontology annotation, biological process: negative regulation of DNA-templated transcription. The coding region runs from base 526 to 4035 and encodes 1169 amino acids. The record is from RefSeq and is a predicted model, not a curated record. Gene Ontology annotation, cellular component: PRC1 complex; nucleus. The transcript has 18 exons.